Penicillium manginii is the source of this 381-nucleotide messenger RNA. RefSeq lists its product as uncharacterized. Lineage: Eukaryota; Fungi; Ascomycota; Eurotiomycetes; Eurotiales; Aspergillaceae. The transcript has a single exon. The record is from RefSeq and is a predicted model, not a curated record. The coding region runs from base 1 to 381 and encodes 126 amino acids. Gene Ontology annotation, molecular function: oxidoreductase activity, acting on the CH-CH group of donors, NAD or NADP as acceptor.
AUGUCCAACAAAGCUCUCGUCUUCAAGCAGAUCCCCCAGGGAUACCCUGUCCCCGGUCAGGAUCUCACCAUCGAGGCCGCUGCCUACGAUGCCAAUGUUGCCGCUCCCGACAACGGUGUCGUCCUGCAAUCCCUCUAUACUAGCUACGACCCUUACAUGCGUGGCCGCAUGCGCCCCGCUGAGGUCAAGUCCUACGCCCCUGCCUUCGCCCUCGACAAGCCUAUCGAGAGCGCUAGCAUCGCCAAGGUCGUCCGUUCCAACAAUGCCACCUACAAGGAGGGAGACCUGGUGAUCGGUCACGUCGCUGUCCAGGAAUACAUUGCUCUUGACGCCCCCAACCUGGUCCGCAUCCGCAAGCUCGAGAACCCCCCUCGGCAUUGA